AUGGUAUCACAGACACGUCUUGUGAUCAACACGGUCGGGCCCUUCUGUAAAUAUGGGACACCCGUUGUGGUGGCCUGUGUAGAGAAUUCGGCUGCUUAUGUAGAUUCCAUGGGUGAGCACAUUUGGACGUAUCAACUGGCAGUGCAGUGGCAUGAAAAGGCCAUGGCUAACAAGGCAAUUAUUAUCCCACAUUGCGCCGUAGAGUCAAGCCCCCCGGAUCUUAUGACGCUCCUACUUGCGCGGAGCCUGCGCCGUCGUCUUGGAUCCACUGUCUUCACAAUUCAAAACACCUGGACAGGUUACAGUGGGGGGGUCAUUUCAAGUAUACUCGCCGGUCUGGAGAAAUACUCGAUUCGGCAGAUGAUGCCUGCCAGUGCACCACGCGCGACCUGUAUCCCAGAUGCCGGACCACAUCAGCCUUACCCUCAUCCAGUCCUCCCCAUCUGA
Messenger RNA from Aspergillus bombycis, 447 nucleotides. RefSeq names its product saccharopine dehydrogenase. Gene Ontology annotation, cellular component: lipid droplet; mitochondrion; plasma membrane. NCBI's taxonomy places the organism in Eukaryota, Fungi, Ascomycota, Eurotiomycetes, Eurotiales, Aspergillaceae. The transcript has 3 exons. The record is from RefSeq and is a predicted model, not a curated record. The coding region runs from base 1 to 447 and encodes 148 amino acids. Gene Ontology annotation, biological process: glycolipid biosynthetic process.